AUGAGUGGUUUAAUAAGCGGUAUAAUAAAUUAUAAUUAAUCUCAUUGGAAAAUAUCCAUUAUUUCAGGUAUUUUAGUAACCACUUGUAUAUUUUGGUUAAUAUUUAAAUUCGAAAAAAUAAAAAACACAGAAACCUACAUAUUCCCAACUCCAGAAUAAUAAUUAAAAGAUUUAAAUAUAUUUGGAUUCGCAUUAAGUGGUUUUUUGGUAGGUAUAGGUACUAAAUUAGGUAACGGAUGCACAAGUGGACAUGGAGUUUGUGGCUUACCUCGUUUAUCAAUAAGGUCUUAUGUUGCGCCUAAACCUUUAUUUUAAGAAUAAUUUUCAGUACCUCCUAAAGGAAAGGUAGAUUUAAAACUUAUUAUGGGAGCUAUUUUAUUUGGAAUAGGAUGGGGUUUCGGUGGUUUAUGUCCUGGACCAUCUUAUGUAUCAUUUGCAGUAUUUUCACCACAUAUUUCAGUAGUUUUUGUUGGAAGUCUUAUAAUUGGAAAUUAUUUAGUUGAUAAAAUCAAUGAAAUUAAAUAGGAAAAAGUAUAAACUGAUGAAAUUGAACUUAUUAAGAAGAAAUGA
This is a messenger RNA of Ichthyophthirius multifiliis, 570 nucleotides long. RefSeq lists its product as hypothetical. The transcript has 2 exons. Lineage: Eukaryota; Ciliophora; Oligohymenophorea; Hymenostomatida. Gene Ontology annotation, cellular component: plasma membrane. The record is from RefSeq and is a predicted model, not a curated record.